Purpureocillium lilacinum is the source of this 1293-nucleotide messenger RNA. The record is from RefSeq and is a predicted model, not a curated record. NCBI's taxonomy places the organism in Eukaryota, Fungi, Ascomycota, Sordariomycetes, Hypocreales, Ophiocordycipitaceae.
AUGCGCUUCCGUCAGAGCGUGGUGCUUUUUGGCAUGAACCUGAACUCGUCUUCCCUCGGAGAACAGGAGAACAAGGCGCUGGAAGGGUCUGCAUCGGCCCUGGCUGACAUUCCGCCAUACGCAGUUAAUUGUCUGAUGACGGCGCUUGCCAGGUCGUCGUGCUCGCCCGGUGACAUGCAGUGCAUCUGCGACAACGAGACGACCAAUAACGAAGCAGGCCAGUGUAUCCUGCAGUCAUGCUCGUUCCCCCAAGCGCUCGCCGCCAAGAACGUCAUGUCCAAGGCCUGCAAUGUCUCCAUCCGAGACAAGUCUGCCCAGUUCAGCACGAUGGCCAUCUCGCUCGGGACCGUCGCUGCCUUACUUGUCCUGGCACGGGUUGUCUUCAAGCGAUUCUUUAGCACGAUUAUGGCGCUCACCCCGGAUGACCAGGUCAUUGCCAUCACGCUCGUUGUACGCGUAGCCGGCAUCGUUAUUAGUGAACGAGGAAUAGCCCGUAACGGUCUGGGCAAGGACAUUUGGACCGUGCCGCUGGCCGAGUUGACGGCCUUUGGUGCCUUUUUCUUGGUCAAUCAGGUGCUAUACUUUGUUCAGCUCUCCCUCAUCAAGCUCAGCUUAUCAUUAUUCUUUCUAGCCAUUUUCCCCGGGAAACCCGUUCGUCGAUUGCUUCUAGGUACAGCGAUAUUCAACGGAGUCUUCGGCUUAACCUUUGUUCUGGCGACAAUCUUCCAGUGCAGUCCAGUCAGUUACUUUUGGACUCAGUACGGCGGAUCGACGACGGGACGUUGUAUCAACACCAACGCGCUUGGUUGGACCAAUGCCGCAAUUAGCAUUACCGUCGACUUGUGGCUGAUCUGUCUUCCUCUGAGCAAAAUCAUGAAGAUAAAUCUAGAGUGGAAGCAGAAGCUAGGCGUUCUCGCUAUGUUCUUGAUAGGGACAUUUGUCACCGUUAUCUCCAUCCUGCGACUUCAGUUCCUCAUCACUUUCGCCAACUCGAGCAACCCAACGUAUGACCAGUUCAACAUUAUCUACUGGUCCACCAUCGAGCUCAACGUCGGGAUGAUCUGCACGUCUCUUCCGAGUCUGCGGCUACUCUUGGUGCGACUGGUCCCGGCCUUCGGAUCGAACACCGUACACAACAGCGAGAGGUCGUAUGACGGAGACUCAUACCAGCUGUCCAGUAGCAGACGGACGAAAGAACCCCGUGAGCUCUCGGUUCUGGAACUCGAUAGUGUGCACCCGUGGCAGCGGAUUAGUGGAGAUCCAGGCCAUCCAGGGCCGGAGGACGUUAGAUAG